CUAGAUAGCACGAGGCUAGAUUGAUUUACUCAGAGUAAGAAGUUGCCAAACGUGGAUGGAAAUGUGAUUCAAUUUUUCAAAAUCUAUUGCAGUUGGAGAGUAUCCCUACACUAGUCAUGACGGAAGAAACAGAAAAGGUUUAGCUCUCAAAGGUAUGGAGGGACAUGAGGAGGAGAGACUGUGUGGGAAAUGGAGGGUUGCCUGCGGCUUGUACAGUUACAACUUGAGGGAUGUCUUCACAUGGCGUCUGCUGAAGACCAUCCUCAUGGGGCAGGUCUUGUCCCUGCUGAUCUGUGGGACAGCAGUGAGUUGUCAGUACCUGGCUGACGCUGGAGUUGAGACGCCCAUGCUGCAAAGCUUCCUCAACUACGCCCUGCUGCUCCUCGUCUACACGACCAUCCUCUGCACCCGCAAAGGUGAAAGGAAUAUCCUACAAAUUAUAAAAACCAAGUGGUGGAAGUACUUGGUGAUGGGUCUGGCAGAUGUGGAGGCAAACUAUGCAGUUGUGAAGGCCUACCAGUACACCACCCUCACAAGUAUACAGCUGCUGGACUGCUUCGUGAUCCCAGUCCUGAUGGUGCUUUCCUGGUUCUUCCUAAAGACUCGCUACAGGCUGGUCCAUUUUGUUGCCGUGGGGGUGUGUUUGUUGGGGGUGGGGGCCAUGGUGGGAGCUGACAUCCUGGCUGGAAGGGACCAGGGAUCCACCAGUGAUGUGGUGCUGGGAGAUGGUCUGGUCCUGCUCAGUGCUGUCCUCUAUGCUGUAUCUAAUGUGUGCCAAGAGUACACAGUGAAGAACUUGAGCCGGAUUGAAUUCCUGGGCAUGAUGGGCCUCUUUGGGACCCUCAUCAGUGGCAUACAGCUAGCUGCACUGGAAACCUGUGCAGUAGCAGCAAUAAAGUGGGACUUUCACAUUACCAUGCUGUUUGCAGUCUACGCCCUGUGUAUGUACGCACUGUACAGCUUCAUGCCUGUAGUGGUGAAGAUGACCAGCGCGACUGCGGUCAACCUUUCUCUGCUCACCGCCGACCUCUUCAGCCUCUUCUGUGGCCUCUUCCUCUUCCGCUACACAUUUUCAACCCUGUACAUCGUCUCAUUUGUCGUCAUUACUGUGGGUUUUAUCCUGUUCAACGCUGUUCCCACAUACUCGACUUUACCGGAGUCCGGCUCCAGUGAGGACGACCCCGCCGAGGUGUUCGCUGAUGACACAGUGGAGAGCUCCUCGGACCGUUUACUGUCUGCAGGGACAGACACUCAGAGAGCCGAGACACUAUCGGCUGUGACUGAAGCAGACUGAAGAAGGCUAAACGCUGAUAGACUGAAACACUCACAGGUGUGUUUUUUCCUCCAUUAUAGGUCAUUUUGAGGAGGAUUCUCAGUUUUAACUUUGACAUUUCUACAGAAGUGCAUGUUUUUUUAUAAUCAGCCUUAAAGUUCACCAUUUUAUAGUAUUUUGCCUUUUUUCAUAUCAAGGAAAAGGCAUUUGGAACCAACACAGUCACAUCUCCUUGCUUGUGUUAGCUAACAAUUUCCGUUGACACAUUUUUCAUUCUUAUUUAUGUUUUAAGUAAUUCUUUAUUAACAGUAAUCAAAUAUCUGUUACUGUACUUGUAGUAGAAGUCGAUGUGUUAACAGUGUUUCCCACAGGAUUUCAUUAGACUGUGCUAGGGGGACCAGAACCAAUUAGGGGGUUCCAUGGGCAUGCCCCCCAGGGAUAUAUAUGUUUUUUUACAUUCUUGUAAGUGAAAUCCAUCAAUUUUUUGCACUUUGAGAGCUAAACCUUACAUCAUUUUUUGCUGUAAAAAAACAAAUUUGAUGGCAUUGCAAAUUCUGGUGCCACUAUUCCAUCAUACACUGAUCUUAAUGAUUUCAUAUUUUGAUGAGUCCAGAAUUAUUGUAGAGAAUAAGGGUUCUUGUGUGUAAAUUAUGUGGUGGAUUUUGUUAUUUUGAGCACAUGGAUGCUACAUUUGUUUAGCUACAGGAAGUAAAUCAUUCAGUUAGUAAUUCAUACUAUCAGUGUACAGAGUUUAGCUCACACACACACACACACACAGCUUGAAAUGUGAUGUUAACGCAGCAAAUUUAACCAUGGCAGGACAGAUUACACUAUAAACUAUAGCGGGCAGCCACAGUCUAGAUAAUCAAUGGGAAACACUUGUUCAACAUAAUCAAUGCACUGCUAUUUAUUGUGCCAAAACUGAUGUUACUUCCUUUCUCCUUUUUUAUAUUAAUAUAUUUGGUAUUUUAUAAAAUGCCUCAGCCACUACUGUAUGAUGUCAUUGUUUUUAACGUGAACACAAGCCAGUCACAAAGUUGUAUUUAAUGUUUGUUGCCUACGCUGCUAUCACAUUUUUUUUAACCAAACAUGGUGUAAAUCAGUGGUUCCUAAACUUUUUCCUUCAGGGAACUCUUUUCUAUCAUUGAGUAAAAUGAUGACCCCUGACUAAGUGACAUAUUUUUAUAUUUAUUUCAUAUUAUAUUCAAUGCAUAACAAUAGCAGUACAGAGCAAUUGGUAAACUGUGCAAUUAAUCCAAAAAGAAUGCAAUAACUACUGCGCUUUGGUUGUUUUAACUUUAUUGUUUUAAUAGAGGACGAGGCUGUUUAGCAGAGGAAAGACUGUUAAUGUAGCUUGUGUUCAGGUCCUCAUCAUGCUCUUAUCCUGUGAGUUUUCUUAAAUAAUCUUUAUUUUACGUUUUUUUACUUGCAUUUGAUUUUGCUUUCUUCAUAGAAAUGGGUUCAAUGCUAAAAUACAGGCAAACUGUAUAUUUAAGGGGCUGUACACGACAUUCAGAACAUCAAUAAAACAGUAAAUGAAUAUUCACCAUGUAAAUAUAUAGUGGAGUAAUGACCAGAGAAUGAACUCCCACUCCGUGUGUGUGUGUGUGUGUGUGUGUGUGUGUGUGUGUGUGUG
Molecule: messenger RNA, 2909 nt
Organism: Centropristis striata (black sea bass)
Lineage: Eukaryota; Metazoa; Chordata; Actinopteri; Perciformes; Serranidae
Gene: slc35f2
Product: solute carrier family 35 member F2
Exons: 9
Coding region: 155-1294 (379 amino acids)
Biological process (GO): transmembrane transport
Cellular component (GO): membrane
Molecular function (GO): transmembrane transporter activity
Source: RefSeq, a predicted model, not a curated record